Molecule: messenger RNA, 545 nt
Organism: Dothidotthia symphoricarpi CBS 119687
Lineage: Eukaryota; Fungi; Ascomycota; Dothideomycetes; Pleosporales; Dothidotthiaceae
Exons: 2
Coding region: 153-545 (130 amino acids)
Source: RefSeq, a predicted model, not a curated record
AUAAAUUCUCCCUUCUCGUUACCUUUCUUCUCCCAAAUCAUCUCACUCUCAACGAAGCAUACCAGCUCCAACCAAACUCUCAUCCAAACCUUCCAUACAACAACAACCAAAGCCUCAACCAAUCCCUCAACCAACCCCUCAACUCUAUCAUCAUGCAACUCAUCCUCCUCCUCGGCAUCGCGGCCUCCGCCCUCGCCACUCCCUUGAGCAUGACCACGCUCACCACUUCCUUCACCAUGACCACUCUCUUGCCACACACCCUUGACCCCCAGCAGAGUCUCGUCCCCGGCGGCAUUGCUUCCGGCAUGGGUAGGCAGGAGACGUGCGGCGGCUGGGACUGCAUUCGUUACUGCAGUUUUGCCGGCGACGGCAGCAAGAACAACAAACCAGUCUGCGAGUGGUGCCUCUGGCCCGGCAAGACCGGUACGAUGAGCAUGGGACAGCACAACUGUGCGUUGGCUUGCAGGGACAAGAAGAAGAGCAAGGAGAACGCUGACAAGUGUCUUCAAUGCUCGCACAAUGAGUGGUCCUGUUUUUCGAAAUAG